AUGGACAUAGAAGUGGACAUAGAAGUGGACAUAGAAAUUGACAUAGAAGUGGACAUAGAGGCUCUGGAGCUGAUUCGUAAACAUGACUUCUCUACGGCCAUCUUUGCUCCAGGCUGGGUGUACGAGUCCAUCCCAGACAAGACUGCCUUCAGGAAGGAACAGGACAGGUUCUGGUCUCUCCUGUCUGACUUCCUGUAUGUCCACCGGCCCUCGUCGCCCCUCCCUUUCGUCUCCUCCUUCUGCCAGGGUGCUGGGACCAGCCUCUACUGGAGGGGACAGCGUGAGGUGGAUCGUAGCUGGUUCAACCUGGAUGCCCAGGAGCUGCAACCCCUAUACUACAAAGAGACCCUGGAGGGGGAGGGCUGGCUGAGGACCCAGGGCUGCCCUGAAGAUGCCUGGAGCGGGGGCAGCUCUCUGCUCGUAGAGGGCGUCCUACCCUCCAUGCUGUCUAAAGUCUGUGCCAGGAUAUUUUCUCUCCAGGUGCCUCUAUCCUCCAGGGUCUUUGUGUCUCUGAUCUAUAAGCCGUCUCCUGGGGUCUCUGUCUCUCUGGAGUUAAAGACUGCUGACGCUACACUCUGCACACACAGAGGUGUUCAGGAUAUACCUACCAGCAGUGUUGAGCCUGCUGCUUUAACAGAGGACCACCAGUUGGUGAGACAGUUCUCUCAGAGCUGUGGACAGUGGAACCCAGACGGAUGGACUGUCAGGUGUUCCCAGUUGGAGCUGCAGGGCUGUACUCUGAGGGAUGUGUGUGUCAGCGUGCAGCGUGAUGGAGGAGAUAAGGACACACCCUUCAAAUGCCGGGUCGGAGAGAUUAUGAUCCUGGAUGCUGAGUCCCUCUCCGUUCCUCCCCUCCCAGUCCAGAGUGUGUGUAUCUAUGACGUGGUGUGGCUGAGGGGCGCCAAUAAACUUAAUCUCAACGCCACCCUGCGCUGGCGCUACCCUGCCCAACUCGUACGCCACUUCCUGGUGUACUGGCGCCGGCUGAGGGGUCCAGACCCCCGGAUCCCAUCUGGCAAGCUGGCCCUGAUUGGCCGAGCCUACUGCCCCUUAUUCCGGGUGACCGAGCUGACGGUUCCAGAACCUCCAGGUCUUCUAGAACUGGUGGUGGAACCCGUGUCCCGGGAGGGGUUCCGUGUUCCUGAGUCCCAAUGGGGGAGGAGGAGUCUCAGUUAUACUGAGGAGAGGACGGACCAAUCAUAAGACACGAAAAGGGUAGAAACGUACUGUCUGUCCCAAAUGGAACCCUAUUCCCUAUAUAGUGCACUACAUGGACCCAUAGGGCUCUGGCCAAUGUAGUGCACUAAAUAGGGAAUAGGGAGCCAUUUGGGAGGUACCACUGGACUUGCUUCUCCACUUCCUUUCCAUAACACUUCCUGUCCAGCCAGUGAUAACCUGAUUCAGUACGCUAGUUUGUAGUGAUGUGAUCCUCCUAGUCACCUAUAGAGUUAAGAAUUCUUUCUAGUUAAGUAUAUAAAUAAAUAAAAAUUCUUCCCAGAACAAUUAGGGGAACUUCAACAUGAAGCACGCUGUAGGUAAUUCCUGAUUGAGCCGACAUCUGCAGCCCUUACUGUGAAUGCAAUCUGAGCAGAUGCAGGGACAUUGCCUUUAAAAAGGUGCAUUGUUGAGAGCUCUCUACAACGUGCCACAGAUUGAAUCCUCAGAGCAAACAGGACUGGACAGGUGACAGUAAGCCGUCCAUUGUCUUCUGGGUGCAGAGCAAGGGAAGGAUACUUCAAGCAGUGCAUGGAGACUCCCCAAUUGGGCAAAAGACCUUCCCCUCUGCGACUCCUCCGUGACCCAGAAACCGAUAAGUGGUCGAGGAGCGUGUCAAUAUGUUAAAUCGGAGAACGAAGGAGGCUGCGCUCCUCCAUUACGGAUUUCCACAGAGGAUGCACCAGAGUCUCCUCGCAGCAGGAAGUGACACACCCCCUUUUGUUUUUUCUAAGGAGAAAAGCAUGCACACUAACUACAUGCUACACAUCCUUUUAUCUAGAAAACUAGGUAAAACUACACAUCCUUUUAUCUAGAAAACUAGGUAAAACUACACAUCCUUUUAUCUAGAAAACUAGGUAAAACUACACAUCCUUUUAUCUAGAAAACUAGGUAAAACUACACAUCCUUUUAUCUAGAAAACUAGGUAAAACUACACAUCCUUUUAUCUAGAAAACUAGGUAAAACUACACAUCCUUUUAUCUAGAAAACUAGGUAAAACUACACAUCCUUUUAUCUAGAAAACUAGGUAAAACUACACAUCCUUUUAUCUAGAAAACUAGGUAAAACUACACAUCCUUUUAUCUAGAAAACUAGGUAAAACUACACAUCCUUUUAUCUAGAAAACUAGGUAAAACUACACAUCCUUUUAUCUAGAAAACUAGGUAAAACUACACAUCCUUUUAUCUAGAAAACUAGGUAAAACUACAUAUCCUUUUAUCUAGAAAACUAGGUAAAACUACAUAUCCUUUUAUCUAGAAAACUAGGUAAAACUACAUAUCCUUUUAUCUAGAAAACUAGGUAAAACUACAUAUCCUUUUAUCUAGAAAACUAGGUAAAACUACAUAUCCUUUUAUCUAGAAAACUAGGUAAAACUACAUAUCCUUUUAUCUAGAAAACUAGGUAAAACUACAUAUCCUUUUAUCUAGAAAACUAGGUAAAACUACAUAUCCUUUUAUCUAGAAAACUAGGUAAAACUACACGCUACAUAUCCUUUUAUCUAGAAAACUAGCUACAUUUAUUUUGGGAUUCCCUUGUAAAAAUAAUCUUCACCACAUGCUAAAUGAAUUUAAGCAUCAAUAAAGAGUUUCAAUAAAAAAAA
Messenger RNA from Salvelinus namaycush (lake trout), 2815 nucleotides. Its product is annotated as cytosolic endo-beta-N-acetylglucosaminidase-like. Gene Ontology annotation, biological process: protein deglycosylation. The record is from RefSeq and is a predicted model, not a curated record. NCBI's taxonomy places the organism in Eukaryota, Metazoa, Chordata, Actinopteri, Salmoniformes, Salmonidae. Gene Ontology annotation, molecular function: mannosyl-glycoprotein endo-beta-N-acetylglucosaminidase activity. The transcript has 8 exons. The coding region runs from base 1 to 1203 and encodes 400 amino acids. Gene Ontology annotation, cellular component: cytoplasm.